AUGGCUGCAACUUGCUCUGCAUUUCCUUUUCUGGGGCAUUCGGAGUUCGAGAGUGCAUGUCAAGCUCUUGCCGAUCGAUGCAACUCGGCCCAAGAUAUUGGAUGGCCCGCCAUUCGACUGCUCACAAAGGUAUCCCUUUUUUCCAUGCAUGAACCAUUAAAUCUUAAUUUUGGUUAUUCUCCCUUGUUUCUAACAGAUGGGACUGGCAUCAGAAUAACAAAAUAUGUUGAGGUCUCCAGCUCGUUAGAAGCCACAGCGUUGGCGGAGCUAGAAGAACCCGAAGACGAUGAUCCGGAAGCUCUCGUUCGCGCACAUGCCCAGCCCGGCUUACAGAUCGACUAUGACAUCUUGUUGUCUCCCACAUAUCAGGUCCCCAUCUUGUACUUCAGUCCGAGGUGGCACAGUCACGGCCCACUCGGACUAGACGAAGUCUACCAGUAUGUCGUGCCGGAACAGUACAGGCAAGAAUUGAAGAGUGUGGGUGUAAUCGGUGGGAUUAGUAUGGGUUACCAUCCUGACUCUGGUGCCCCGGCCUUUUUCGUCCACCCGUGCAACACCGCGGAUGCUAUGGCGCAUGUUGUAGACACACAGAACGUCACUCCUGAGUCAUACCUCCUCAUCUGGCUCGGCCUGUUAGGUCAUUGCGUGAACCUGCACGUCCCACGCGAGCUUUUUGCUUAG
Messenger RNA from Penicillium paradoxum, 681 nucleotides. Its product is annotated as ATG3/ATG10 family protein. Gene Ontology annotation, biological process: protein modification by small protein conjugation; macroautophagy; protein lipidation. The record is from RefSeq and is a predicted model, not a curated record. The transcript is spliced from 4 exons. The coding region runs from base 1 to 681 and encodes 226 amino acids. Gene Ontology annotation, molecular function: Atg12 transferase activity. NCBI's taxonomy places the organism in Eukaryota, Fungi, Ascomycota, Eurotiomycetes, Eurotiales, Aspergillaceae. Gene Ontology annotation, cellular component: intracellular anatomical structure.